Messenger RNA from Strongylocentrotus purpuratus (purple sea urchin), 4663 nucleotides. RefSeq lists its product as uncharacterized. Gene Ontology annotation, molecular function: cell adhesion molecule binding. NCBI's taxonomy places the organism in Eukaryota, Metazoa, Echinodermata, Echinoidea, Camarodonta, Strongylocentrotidae. The transcript has 6 exons. Gene Ontology annotation, cellular component: bicellular tight junction; plasma membrane. The record is from RefSeq and is a predicted model, not a curated record. Bases 1166 to 3331 code for a protein of 721 amino acids. Gene Ontology annotation, biological process: protein localization to cell-cell junction; signal transduction; cell-cell junction organization.
GACGAAAACCAAAUUCCUAUAUUUAGAUCAAUUAAAAAAUCCCAAUUUGUGUAUUGAUACUUUCGUUAUCAGUAAGCACCCCCACUAGUAUAAAGCAUUUCGCAAACGACUUAUUGGUAUUUCAGACGGAAGUUACUGCAGACAAUGUCAUAUAAAUAGAAAGGUCUUAACGUAAGAAUUAUUAGUCCAACACGGAAAUUUAUUUCCUCCCUCUAAUUAUCAUCGCCUAUAUUAAUUCUCAAGAAAUAUUCAUGCAAGGCAUACUCUUCAGUUUGGCUUCGAUAUAAUACUCCACAGUCUGCAGUCGACACGGACACAUCGUGCAAGAUUUCUCCGUUUUACUAUCAUUUCGGAAGAAUAUACAGUGGAGUUUUUUUUCAUUAUGAAGGUAAGUCUAACGAAAGAAAAAAAUCCUCGUAUAUCGCUUAUUUGACGAACCGCAUGCAAAUGUUGUUUGGGAAACAAUAACAAUAAAAUAUGACUACUAACCAAUAGAAAAGGCGCUUAUAGAAACUGGACUCAUGAUUAAUAAGAUGAAAAGGAGAGUUAUCAUUGGAAUGACUGACUGUCCGACUAUCCGAUUUCUCUCAAACUUUAGUUUCAUCAUCCUUUUUCCCUGCACGUGUUUCUGUUUUUGCACAAAUCAACUUAUUACCAGAGUAAGAUUGAUCUUUAUUAAUCUAUAAUGUUUCAACAUAUGUUUCAAGAAUAUGUGACUUUUUUUUUAACAUGUGGUUCAGUCAUUAUUUGAUUUCGUAUUGCAAAAAAAGAGCAUGUACUAGGUAUUCUAAAGUUAAGCCUGUGUACACGCCUCAUGUUAAUUGUGUGACCUCGGGCUCAUAUCAUGCAUAACACCAUAGCAAUAUCAUGUACUGAUCGGAAUCUCCCUCUCAUGUUGUGUCAUUACAAUGCAUUAUUUUGCAAUGACAGGUACUGUUUCAUAAUUUGUAUACAAUUUUUGACACAUACUGUAUGUUCGGUCUCACCAAUCAUGCGAGGCUUAUUGGGAAUUUCGACAUUGAAGUGAAAGAAACCCCGAAAAUCACGAAUAAAUAAACAAUACACAGUAGCUCUAUGUUCUUGAUACGAACAGCUAGAUACCUAAAUGUUCCAUUUGUAUUCGCCCAUUUUUAUUUUAUAACUGUAGUCCAUACAAGUCCUCAAAAUGGUGCGAUCGCCAAGCGGUUUCUCGCUACUUAUUCUCGUUCUUUUCGGCUUCUCCGGACAGAUGUCGUCAGCUACCGCCGGGGUGAUCCCGCUGGGGUUCCUGAAUGUGCUCGAUGAAAACACGACGUCUUUUGAAUGUGGCAAUGGUUCAUACAAAGAUAUCAUACGCCUGGCAACUGGACGAGAAAGCCACGUGUGCAAGCCGUGCUUCCAGUGCCCUUGUGGAGUCAAAGUAUUACGUCACUGCAGCUCAACAACAGAUACGGAGUGCACUGAACAAUGCGAGGAGAGCAACGCUGUCUUCAAUCAGACGCUGGGGGCAUGUGUUUCAUUACUCGGAGUGGUAAAUUGCUCACGACAUGCGGAGCCCCAAUCUUCGGACUACACUACAACAAUGGUAGUGUCAACCUACAUGUAUGGCACGGACUUCGGAACUGAAUCGGGAGGUGAUCUUUCACCUCUUCGUGCAUUCGGCACCUCUCUGGGUAUCAUCGUCUCUCUCUCUAUCGGCACAAUUGCGAUUAUUUUGAUCGCUCGAAAAAAGGGGUAUCUCAAGGGAUUCUUCAAGAAGCCAGACUGUACAGGGUCAUCUCCAUGCAAUAUCAUAAGAACAUCAUCUCCAAAAAUAUCCAGGAGUUUGGUUCGCCGGAAGUACGAAACCUUGUUACAGAGACUGAGCAAUGUCUUUACAGAGGAAGCGACACCAGUGGGUGACAGAGGCCUGCAGAUGUCAAUAGCAAGCAUUCCAAUGGCAACUGAAGAAGAGCCUCUGAUGAUGACGUCUUUGAAUCUCCCUUUAGCUGAAGACAUCCAGGUGAGCCAUGAUGGUGAAGAGCCAUAUUGGUUGGUGAUGCGUGGUUGUUUUACAUCUAGAGGAGGGGUGCUCCGAUGCAAGGACUCGGACGUCUUCUUAGAAAUCCCACCAGGCGCGAUACCAGAAUCAGUGGAGCGACAGGAGAUAGUGGCCAAAGUAGCUUUGGUCACAUCCAGAUUCGAUUUCAAACUCAAGAAGGACGAAGUGUGUCUGUCUCCUGUUGUUGAACUUCUUUCGCCUGGUCUAGAUGCUUUUGAUGACCUGAUAGUCAUCCAUAUCCCGCAUCGAGCACGUAUGGAUCCUGAUUGGAGCUUUAAGGUUCACUUUACGCGUUCUCAUGGGAAGACAGAAGGUGGUUGGCAGGCGGUAGAUGAGGAAGAGGAGUACAAUCCUGAGGACUGUAAACGUGUUGCCUGUCAGCGGUCUCCAUCAGUCGUUACCUUUCGGACUAACAAGACCCACUUUGUCAUCAGGACUCCACACUUCUCCAAAUACGCGUGCUCUGGUUGCGGAAAGAAAAGGUACCUUAAUCUUGAGGCCCUAGUGUCCGCCAAGUAUCAGAAUCUCCCCAACCGGCAGCAGGUUGACCUGAACUGCUACAUUGUGGAUACCAUCAAAGACUCAUGGCAUAGGGUGAAAGAAAACGAAGGACAGCGUCCUCAAUCGGACAAGCAUCCAAUUCAUCUGAAAAGCAAGGAACCACUCUUAGUGUCACUGAUGACUGACAGCACAGCAAUAGGGGAAGAGUGGGCCUGGACGCCCGAGACCUACGGGGGAAAGAGACCAACAAGUGUGGCGAUUCCAAUACGGAACAUUGUUCGCUGCUGCUCAGACGCCGUGCCCUACUUUGUGACAUUUUCGCUGAGGCCCAAGGCAUUAUUCAACCACACAAUACCCACGGCACUCUUUGAAUCGAUGGUUGUGUACCAGCAGAAGGGGUCGAGCUCAGAGCUACCCAUAUCCAUCGCUUUCGAUCUACAAGACCAACACAAUACGGUACCAUCGCUCUCAUCGGUGCCAUCAUCCCCGAAAUGCACCAUCAAUGACCUCAUUGGAAAAGUUGCCAAAAAAAUUCCUGUAAACAAAUGGAAGGACCUCCUUCGCUGUCUCCUCAGUGGUGAGGACGACGUCGAGACCCUGGUCGACGAGCUACAUGUGAAGUACGACGUCGGCGAGGUCAACCACCAGAUGCUACGUAUUUGGCUUCAAAGGAGAGGAAAAGACGCUACAUGUGAACGACUGAGGCAAUCGUUAAAAACUUGUGGGCUUGUCAAUAUUGCAGAAAUGAUAGAGGAUGGUACACAUGAAUGUGGAUCAGACAUCGUUUCGCAAUGUUCUUCGAACGUAUAAUACUGAAGUCACACUGCCUAACCGACUCCACAUCAAAUCAAAACCGACUGAUCUUUUCCACCAGGGAUAAUGUAAUGUUUUGAUCGGUCUGUUGCUGGUCUGGUGUCGGUUUGUUCAGUAUUACUAAGGUAUUCCGUAGAACCGUGAUACAACAGGACCGGGGGACAGGGCCUUCUGCUUCUCUGGAACCUAAGCUGUGGAGUAGUCUUCUGCAAUCUAUCAGGAACGAUGAGUCUGGAUCUACAUUCAUGUCAGCCCUAAAGACUUUCCCGUUCCCAGCUGCGAAAUCAUCUCAAGAUUGAGAACGCUAAUAACACCUUGAAUUGACUUAGAUGCAAUGACGAAGAGCAUUUAUCAUGUAUGAUAUACUAAAGCAAGGACCUUGAGCGGUAAACAGAGAUGGAUACCGGCGCUUAACAAAAGGCAAUCAUCAUCAUCCUCAUUAUCAUCACCAUCAUCACCAACAUCAACAACGGAUGAUCAUGUCAUUAUGAUAUCAUACUAUUUUUAUGUUGUAGCAGGAGCGCCAUUUUUCGAAUACAGAGACCAAACAAGGAUAAUGGGGGAUAAAAUUUAUAUCAACACGAUAUUCUAAUAUUAACAUUAAUUCCUACCGCUCAUCUUUGAUUAAACUGAAAUACGAGAGGUAGGAAACAUUUACGGUAUCGAGAGUUACAUUACUAUGCGAAAAUUAUGACAAAUGCUUAUUCCAUUGCGAGCGUAUGUGCCUUUCACAGGAUGACGAUCUAAACAUGUAUAAUUCUGUUUCAGCCUAUAAUUUUGUUACCUCUUAUUUUUAAAAAUUAAUAUUUUACUCAGAAGGUACUGUUGAGUAAAGUGUAUUUAUGUAGUAUAGUUUAUACUGCAGUUACAUAAUACUACAUUUGCUAAAUAAUGUUAAGGACUGUUCUAUUUGCAUUAUUUUGUGGCAUAGAUGGCACAAAUAAGCUGCAUAUGAAUUAUGCAUUCGACAAACUUAUUGCUGUGUUUAGCACAUUUUCGUUUAAAAGACUACCUCUCAUAUAUAUUAUCUUAAAUAAUAAUUAAUUAUUGAUAACUUGUUUUCAAGACGUAUUGUUAAACAGUCUCUUCUCUGAUGAACUUAUACUUCAACAAGCUCGAUCAUCUCCUAGUUGCUUCCUCUUUGCUCGUGCCAUUACCAUUAUAUUUGUCUUGUUUCAUUGUAUAUUUUGUUGUAAUAAAGUUAUAUUAAAUUGCAAUUAACAUUGCAAUUUCAUUGUAUUAUGUUUUGCAUGAGAAAGAAAAUCAUUUGAAUCUUGAACUUUGAAAUUGCUUUAUGAGAAACACGACACAAUGAGAAUAGUGAUGGUA